This is a messenger RNA of Lichtheimia ornata, 474 nucleotides long. RefSeq names its product 40S ribosomal protein S16. Gene Ontology annotation, molecular function: structural constituent of ribosome; RNA binding. The record is from RefSeq and is a predicted model, not a curated record. Gene Ontology annotation, biological process: maturation of SSU-rRNA from tricistronic rRNA transcript (SSU-rRNA, 5.8S rRNA, LSU-rRNA); translation. The transcript is spliced from 3 exons. The coding region runs from base 1 to 474 and encodes 157 amino acids. Lineage: Eukaryota; Fungi; Mucoromycota; Mucoromycetes; Mucorales; Lichtheimiaceae. Gene Ontology annotation, cellular component: cytosolic small ribosomal subunit; ribosome.
AUGCGAGCGGGCAGCUUCCUUGAUACCCUCCUUUCCGAAUCACUAGCCAACAUGGAAGCUGUCCAGACUUUUGGUCGCAAGAAAACCGCCACUGCUGUUGCCCACUGCAAGCGUGGACGUGGUCUCAUCCGCGUCAACGGUUCUCCUCUUGAGCUCUUGGAGCCCGAGAUCUUGAAGUUCAAGGUUUACGAAGUCGUCCUUCUCCUUGGUGAGGAGCGUUUCGCCAACGUUGAUAUCCGUCUUCGUGUCAAGGGUGGUGGUGUUACCUCCCAAGUCUACGCUCUCCGUCAAGCUCUUGCUAAGGCCAUCGUUGCCUUCUACCAAAAGUUUGUUGAUGAAGCUUCCAAGAAGGAGAUCAAGGAGACCCUUGUCCAAUACGACCGUACCUUGCUCGUUGCUGAUCCCCGUCGUUGCGAGCCCAAGAAGUUCGCUGGUCCUGGUGCCCGUGCCCGUUACCAGAAGUCUUACCGUUAA